Aureobasidium musti is the source of this 1134-nucleotide messenger RNA. The record is from the annotation of a GenBank genome assembly. NCBI's taxonomy places the organism in Eukaryota, Fungi, Ascomycota, Dothideomycetes, Dothideales, Saccotheciaceae.
AUGCUUCUGCACUUCAUUCUCGCGGCACUGCCCCUCGUAACUGGGCUCAUUGUUCCACGUCCAAAUGGCACCUAUAGUGUAGGCACGCAUAUCACCGAGUUUGUGGAUGAUAGUCGCUUCAUCAAUGGCACCCAUCGACGCAUCAUGACCACCUCGUUCUUCCCGACUGGGUAUCACUCAGACUGCCUGCCUUACCUAACUCCAUACAUGCCCAAACUUACCGCAGACUACAACGCGGCAGUAUACAGCCAGUUACUAGGCGCGACAAUUCCUAACGCUACAUUGGAACAAUUGCAACUGCAAGUCUGUAACUCGACAUGCGGCGAUAAAAGACUUGGUCACAGAAAAUGGCCGCUCACGCUCUUUUCUCCUGGUCUGGGUGCUUCGCGCCAACUUUAUAAUGCUUUGGCCGAGCAGUUUGCUGCUAUGGGGUAUAUUGUUGUCACCAUUGAUACGCCCUUGCAAGCCGACAUCAUCGAGUACCCCGAUGGCUCGUACCUACUGGCACCGGGUAUAGGCACCGAUGCCCAACUCAAUGCCGCACUUCCCGACCGAGUCCAAGAUAUCAUCUUGGUCAAGAACAAGUUGCUCACUGGAGCGGGUCUGCCAUCCCCUAUCAAGCCAGAUGCCAAUCGCAUCGCCGUGUGGGGCCACUCCUUUGGCGGCGCCGCAGCAGCUCAAGCAGCACUGCAAGACUCAUCCUUCAAAGCCGGCAUUGAUUUCGACGGCACGAUGUAUGGUUCGGUAGUUACUACCGGCAUCACCCAACCUUUCCUAAUCUUCGCACACGACAACCAAACACUUCCCGGCACCAUAAGCUCUUGGAAUUCUUUCUUGCAGGCCUCGCCUGACAAGUCCAACAAGCUGGAAUUGAGCUUGAAUGGUUCUGUACACAAUACGUUUUCGGAUGCGCCGCUGCUGGCAGAUCUCGCUGGUCUUUCUGGGUUGCCUGGCAUAGACGCUGCACUUGGGAGCUUGGAUGGCAGAAGGGUGCUUGUUAUUGUUGCUGCAUACACGAAUGCGUUUUUCCAGUAUGCGUUCCAUGGGGCUGCAAAGGUGCCAGAGCUGCUGAAGGGUCCCAGUGCUGCGUUCCCGGAAGUUGACUUCUUGGUUGGUCUAGGUCAAGUCGCUUGA